This is a messenger RNA of Aureobasidium pullulans EXF-150, 1602 nucleotides long. RefSeq lists its product as uncharacterized. Lineage: Eukaryota; Fungi; Ascomycota; Dothideomycetes; Dothideales; Saccotheciaceae. The record is from RefSeq and is a predicted model, not a curated record. The annotation marks the transcript as partial. The transcript is spliced from 3 exons.
AUGUGGAGACAAAGCUUCUCAGUAGACCCCAAUGCCCCCUACAACGGCGAAAGAAGAGGCACCAUCUUCCAACGAGCAGGUUCCGUCUUCCAGGACACUUUGCAAAACGUUCGCAAGAAGGUCCGCAGAAGCAGUAUGUGGGACGUCUAUGAGAAUGCCAAAAAGCGACAACUCGAGAUUCGAAGAAAGCGAUGGGUGCAGAUCGUCUUCGAGUAUUCUUUCUACUUUAUGCUUAUUGUCCUUCUCUAUUUCCUCAUCAUUGGAGUACCCCUCUGGAAGGGAACUUACUGGGAGCUCUACUUGGCUUUCAAGUACAAGCUCAAUGCUACUGGAACCUGGUCUGUCGUCAUCGCUGUUGCCGUUGCCUAUGCUUACUCGCCCCUCUUUGUCUUGUUCGAGCCUGAUCCGCCAAUGCCCGCGGAGCCGUUCGAUCCUACCCAAACUCCUAAUGUUGCUGACACUGCUUUGAUGAUUCCUUGUUACAAGGCUGCUAGUCUCAUUGGCGCAACGCUGGAAGCCGCCACGAAAGUCUUUCCGCCAUCGCACAUCUUCGUCGUUGCCAAUGGUAACAGCCCUACCCCUCUUGACGACACUGAAGAGGUCUGUCGUCCUUAUGGUGUCAACCACAUUUGGAGUCCCGUCGGUUCCAAGAUUGUCGCACAAUUCGUCGGCUGUUAUGCUGCAAAGGAUUUCAAGAACGUUCUACUUAUCGACGACGACUGCGCUCUGCCUCCCAACUUCCCCAUCGUCUCCGACAGACUCAAGGGGAAGGUCAUGUGUAUGGGCUACACCAUCAAGUCUGUUGGUCCACUUUCUUCCAAGGGAACGCUCUGUCAGCAAGCACAAGAUUUGGAAUACAAGAUUUCUGGUAUCCAACGUGCACUUGCUGGUAAGAUUGGUUCGGCCACUUUCCCUCAUGGUGCCAUCUCCCUCUGGGACAGAGAGUUCCUCAUCAAGACUUUCAGCAAGCAUCCUGGAUUCAGUGUGUCUGAGGACUGGUUCUUCGGACACGUUGCUCGCCAACUCGGAUGCCGUACACAGAUGGCCACUUCUGUCUUCAUCGAGACUGAAACUCCUCCUGCCGUCUUCUUCAGCUCUGGCGGCUCCAGAGGCGGUUUUGGUGAGAUGACAGUCUUCAAGCAGCGUUUCUUGCGUUGGAACUUCUUCUUCGUCAACGGAAUGUACUACAACCUGCACUACAUCCUAUUCUCAUGGGAACUUGGCUGGUGGGAGCUUGGUACAAAACUGUUCGUCUUCCAAGAGAUUUACGAGACGCUCCUCUACCUCGCCACACCCAUCGUCGUUCCUGUCUCUCUCGUCGUCCGCCCUCAAUUUUUCUUCGAACUCAUGGCUCUUACCUUCGUGCUUUAUAUGGGCAAUGCUGUCAUCUUCAAUGAGAUCCACCUCCGUCGCAAAAACGAAAAGGUGCCUUGGAAGUGUGUCUGGCUCUAUUAUAUGCCCUACAAGCUUGUCUUGACCUUUGUCAACGUCGCAAGUUGCUACUAUGCUAUCUACAAGUACGCCACCUACUUCGCCAACCGUCACCCCAAGAUCAUCGAAGACGACAAGGCCGUCAACGUUGUUCUGCAGCUCGAGGAAGAG